AUGGAUAACUAAGAAACUAAAGAAAAUCAAGAAAAAUAAUUUAUUUGUAUUGACCCAAAAUGCGAUUAAUAAAAUAGAUUAUUCAAAUCGAAAAAUGAGAAUCAUCCUCAUAAGUCUCAUGAUCAUUAAGUAUACUCUGAAUUCUAAAAACUAAUUCGUGCAUAAUUUCCAUAAUAAAUUAGAGAAUAGAUUAAUCAAUAAUUUAGCAAAGAUGAAUUGAUUAAAGCAAUCCAAACGCGAUCUGUAUAAAUGCAUGAGUCCGUUAAAAAUUUUGAAGAAAAUCUAAUUAAAACUAUCGAAGCAUAUGAUAUUUUGGGUGCUGAUAAAGCUUCAAUUAAUCAAACUUUAAGUUAAUUAAAUGAACAAAAUCCUCCAUAACAACUUAAUAUUUAAGGAUUAAUGCAUGUGCUAAAAUUCAAUAAAUUGGGUCCCCAAAAGGUUUUGGAAAAAUGGAAAAGGGAAAACGAUAUCAUCCUCAAAGAACUUAGCACUUAAGCAGAUGCAGCCUUAAAAACUCUAGGGAAUGUAACCAUUUCAAGUUAUAUGCACAUUUAACAUUUAUAAAGCCCAUUGAUUUUAUAAAAAAUGCACUUUGCUUGGAGUUAAAGUUAUAAGGCAAGUUCUAUUACAAUCAGAGAAGAUGCAGCAUAUGAGAAAGGAAAUUCAAUGGGAUUGAUUUGUAUCUAAUAGAUUUUGGAAAAAGAUUAAGUACAAAGUCUCACCAUUGAUGUUAAAGAAAGAGCUGGAAAUCUUUACAUAGGAGUGGUCGAUAUGAAUGAAAGAAAGUAAAGAGGUAGAAAAGCAUUCAGUUUCCAUGAUUGGAAUGAAUCAGGACAUGGAUUAUAUCUGCUCUAUCAUGGAGGAUAUGUUUUUAGUUCGAAUGAUCCAUCAAUAAAUAGUAAGAAGGCUGGUUUUACGUUUGAUUAAAGCGACAAGAUUAUUCUAACUUGGAAUGGGCCCGAGCAUGCUGUCACUAUUCUUAAGGUAGGAAGUAGUCAUCAAUUUACAUUCAAAGUUAAUCCUGAUGGAUAAUAUCAUUUUGCAGCAGGUUUGUUCAAAUGUGAGAUAAGGUUGCUUGAAUGA
Paramecium tetraurelia is the source of this 1083-nucleotide messenger RNA. RefSeq lists its product as uncharacterized. The record is from RefSeq and is a predicted model, not a curated record. NCBI's taxonomy places the organism in Eukaryota, Ciliophora, Oligohymenophorea, Peniculida, Parameciidae. The transcript is spliced from 6 exons.